Molecule: messenger RNA, 1304 nt
Organism: Brassicogethes aeneus
Lineage: Eukaryota; Metazoa; Arthropoda; Insecta; Coleoptera; Nitidulidae
Source: the annotation of a GenBank genome assembly
ACGCAAUUUCAAAAUAUUAUGACGUUCGUAUGGUGGUCACACUGUUAACGAAUCUAAACUGUCAAAGAGUUACAAAUUACUUGGAUUUGCUAUAAUUCCGAAAUUUUGCGAUUUGAGAGCGAAAAAUUGAUGUUUCGACUUCAAAAUGGAUGUUAGAACAUCGCCGCAACUACUUAAAAUAGAUGAUAACAGCAAAAUCGAGAUCAACAACACCCCAUUUUCAAUUGGUAGGAGCCUAAACAAUAACUAUGUUAUUUCUAGCAAAUUAGUAUCACGAAAACACUGCGUUUUUACACGUAAAGAGUUAGGAUGGUCCAUUACAGAUUGUAGUACAAAUGGUACCAGACUAAAUGAUGAACUUUUACGUUACACCGAAGCAAAUUUAAAAGAGGGUGAUGUAAUAACCCUAACCUCAGAACCGUUUAUUUACAGAUUUUUGCCUAACAUUAUAGAAAUUGUAGAUAUAACAGAUGAGCAAAUGUGUUAUAUUGCCGAAAGGGUGGAAACCCAAGAAUUGCAAAAAAAACACACUAUAGAAUCUCAAAAUCCCACCACAAAAAAACUAAAAUCGACUGAUGAAACCACAACUAGUGAAAAUAAGGAUGCCAAAGCAGACCAAGUGCCUAUGGAUGAAAUCAAAAAUUCCGAGGGAGCUAGUGCAAAUAAUAGCCACAUGAAUGUAAUCGAAGACGAACUCACUUGUAGCAUUUGCUCUGAACUUUUUAUCAAGGCGGUAACUUUAAAUUGUUCGCACAGUUUCUGCAAACAGUGCAUCGAAAUGUGGAAGAAAAAUAAGAAGAUUUGCCCCAUAUGCAGAGCCCCUAUUACUAAUAUUAAUGCCACUUUAGUUUUGGAUAACUUCAUUUCAAAGACGUUGGAAAAAGCUACAGACGAAGUAAAAGAACACAGGAAAAUAAUUAUGGCGGAAAGAGAGGCCUCGGAGCAGAAAGUCAAACCAGCUGCGCAGAAAAAUGACAAUACUGACAGAGUUCUGCGCAGCACAACUGCCACAGAGGUCAUUGAACUGAGCGACAAUGACUCGUUGUCAGAUGACAGUCUAAUGUACUUUGAAGAGGACAGCGACCUUUCGGUUUCUGAAGAUAAUUACGAUUAUCUAAAUGACGAUUGGUACAACCCCUCGGGCCACAGGGGCUCGCGCCGCCCCUACUAUGGGGGCUACGGGGCUUGUUACACUUGUGGCCAACCUGGCCAUUGGGCCAACAGCUGUCCAGUCCGUCACGCCACAUAAAAUAAAUACCCUACUUUGUUAAUACUAUUCUAAAAUAAACGUUACUUAUAUUUAA